AUGGGACGUUGUGAGUUUUCGACUCGUAUAUUGCCAGCAACAUGCGCCUGGUCCUUGCUUCUCGGUGCCACGGGAUUGUUCUUUAUAUUUAUAGUCCCAGACCACCUUCAAAAGUAUUCUAUUGCCAUCCCUAUUUAUCAGGGAAUAUUAUCCUUAUUUGUGAUUGCAAAUUUUGCCUUGGCAACUUUUAUGGAUCCUGGAGUUUAUCCUAGAGCUCAUGAAGAUGAAUUUCGUGAUGAUGACUUCAGAGCACCUUUAUAUAAAAAUGUUGAAAUCAAAGGAAUUACAAUGCGAAUGAAAUGGUGUACCACCUGUCAGUUCUAUAGACCUCCACGGUGCUCGCAUUGUAGUGUUUGUAAUAAUUGUAUAGAGACAUUUGAUCAUCACUGUCCAUGGGUAAACAACUGCAUAGGAAGAAGAAAUUAUAGAUAUUUCUUCUUGUUUUUGAUUUCAUUGACUAUUCAUAAAAUAAGUAUAUUUUCUCUCUGUUUGGUGUAUGUAUUAAAUCAUAAAAAGGAUUUGGCUCAGACUGGCAAUAUUAUUGCGCUUAUUGUUAUGGUUAUUAUUGGCUUAUUGAUAAUUCCAGUUGGAGGCCUUACUGGUUUCCAUACAGUUCUUGUUGCUAGAGGACGAACAACCAAUGAGCAAGUUACUGGAAAAUUUAGAGGCAGCCCAAAUCCAUUUACUCGUGGCUGUUGUAAAAAUUGCAAAUAUGCCCUCUGUGGCCCUCAAUGGCCAAGGCUAGUAUCAUAUAAGCCAAGAACAAAAACUGUUCAAAUUGAGUCUUCUAGAGUGACUUAUGUUGCUGCUGAAAAAGAUGUGAAAAUAUUUAUGGAUAAUAGCAAUGGUAUAAAACAUGACAACUCCUCCAAUCAUAGGCAAGCCAGUCUAUCUUUAGAUGAAGAAACAGAAAGACAGAGUCAAUCAAUGGACUGUGAGCCAAGUCCACCCAAACAGUCAGGAUCCUACAGCAAUCUUUUUGAUCCUAAUAACCCAACAUCAGUUGGGGCAGCUGUACAAGCCCAUCAAGAAAAUCAUGUUGGUAGAAUAUCUCCCAGAAUCAGUAAACCACGAAACUUAUACACUCAAUCACCUCAGAGAACACGCCCAGCUGAUAAAAAAGCUCCUGUAGCAACACCUGAAGUAGUUUCUCCUAUUAGUUCUCCCACUGUUAAAUCCCAGUCCAGCUCUCCCAGUCCUACUAAAUCUAGUUAUGGUAAGCCUCCUAUAGGCUAUCAUACACCUCGUUCAAAUGGGUUUACAUCUCUCACACCUGGGCCACAAAUGACAAUGCCAUCUGCAGGACCUUCACAUGCACCCUAUGUUGCUAACUUACAAGCUGCUAUCAAAUUUUUCAUCUUUUUGUUUUCUCUCCUUAAUUUCUCUUUCUCUCUUCAAUUUCUCUUUCUCCUUUUCUCUCUCUCACAUCAAUUUCAAUCUUUUCUCUCUCUGCCCAAUUUUUUUUCUCUCUCUCUCUCUCUCUCCUCCUGCCCAAUUUUUUUUCUCUCUCUCUCUCCUCCUGCCCAAUUUUUUUUCUCUCUCUCUCUCCUCCUGCCCAAAUUUUUCUCUCUCUCUCCUCCUGCCCAAAUUUUCUUCUCUCUCUCUCCUGCCCAAAUUUUUUCUCUCUCUCUCUCCUCCUGCCCAAAUUUUUCUCUCUCUCCUCCUGCCCAAAUUUUUUCUCUCUCUCUCUCCUCCUGCCCAAAUUUUUCUCUCUCUCUCUCUCCUCCUGCCCAAAUUUUCUCUCUCUCUCUCUCUCCUGCCCAAUUUUUUCUCUCUCUCUCUCCUCCUGCCCAAAUUUUUCUCUCUCUCUCCCUCCUGCCCAAAUUUUUUUCUCUCUCUCUCUCUCCUCCUGCCCAAUUUUUUUCUCUCCUCCUCCUGCUCAAUUUUUUUUCUCUCUCUCUCUCUCCUCCUGCCCUCUUUUUUUCUCUUCUCUCUCUCUCUCUCCUCCCCCAAUUUUUUUCUCUCUCUCUCUCCUCCUGCCCAAUUUUUUUCUCUCUCUCUCUCUCCCUCCUGCCCAAUUUUUUUUCUCUCUCUCUCUCUCUCCUCCUGCCCAAUUUUUUUUCUCUCUCUCUCUCUCCUCCUCCCCAAUUUUUUUUCUCUCUCUCUCUCUCCUCCUGCCCAAUUUUUUUUCUCUCUCUCUCUCUCUCUCCUGCCUCAAUUUUUUUUCUCUCUCUCUCUCUCUCUCCUCCUGCCCAAUUUUUUUUUCUCUCUCUCUCUCCUCCUCUGCCCAAUUUUUUUUUUCUCUCUCUCUCUCUCUCCUUUUUUUUUUUCUCUCUCUCUCUCCUCCUGCCCAAUUUUUUUCUCUCUCUCUCUCUCCUCCUGCCCAAUUUUUUUUUCUCUCUCUCUCUCUCUCCUCCUGCCCAAUUUUUUUUUCUCUCUCUCUCUCUCUCUCCUCCUGCCCAAUUUUUUUUUCUCUCUCUCUCUCUCUCCUCCUGCCCAAUUUUUUUUUCUCUCUCUCUCUCCUCCUCUCCCUCCUUUUUUUUCUCUCCUCCUGCCCAAUUUUUUUUUCUCUCUCCUCCUCCUCCUGCCUCAAUUUUUUUUCUCUCUCUCUCCUCUCCCAAUUUUUCUCUCUCUCUCUCUCCUCCUGCCCAAUUUUUUUUCUCUCUCUCUCCUCCUCCUCCUUUUUUUUCUCUCUCUCCUCCUCCUCUCCAAUUUUUUUCUCUCUCUCUCUCCUCCUCCUCCCCCAAUUUUUUUUCUCUCUCUCUCUCCUCCUCCUCUCCCAAUUUUUUUCUCUCUCUCUCUCUCUCUCCUGCCCAAUUUUUUUUCUCUCUCUCUCUCCUCCUGCCCAAUUUUUUUUCUCUCUCUCUCUCUCUCCUGCCCAAUUUUUUUCUCUCUCUCUCUCUCUCCUCCUGCCCAAUUUUUUUUCUCUCUCUCUCUCUCCUCCUGCCCAAUUUUUUUUCUCUCUCUCUCUCUCUCUCCUGCCCAAUUUUUUUUCUCUCUCUCUCUCUCCUGCCCAAUUUUUUUUUCUCUCUCUCUCUCCUCCUGCCCAAUUUUUUUCUCUCUCUCUCUCUCUCUCCUCCUGCCCCAUUUUUUUUCUCUCUCUCUCUCCUCCUGCCCAAUUUUUUUUUCUCUCUCUCUCUCAAUAAUUUUACAACUUUUCUGUUAAUACAAACUUAA
Acanthosepion pharaonis is the source of this 3117-nucleotide messenger RNA. The record is from the annotation of a GenBank genome assembly. NCBI's taxonomy places the organism in Eukaryota, Metazoa, Mollusca, Cephalopoda, Sepiida, Sepiidae.